Molecule: messenger RNA, 993 nt
Organism: Carassius gibelio (silver crucian carp)
Lineage: Eukaryota; Metazoa; Chordata; Actinopteri; Cypriniformes; Cyprinidae
Product: gastrula zinc finger protein XlCGF67.1
Exons: 2
Coding region: 108-887 (259 amino acids)
Cellular component (GO): nucleus
Source: RefSeq, a predicted model, not a curated record
CGGAGAUCUCCAGGAAGCCACUCCUCCAGCUGUAAAUGCAGAAAGCCUGAGUGUGAUCCCUCAGUCGAGAGGAAGCAGAGCAGCUGAAGAGUCUCACUGUUGUGAGGAUGGAGUCUGUAGAACAGGAGCGAGAAGACCCGGAUCCAGAAACACGCGCACACACAGACGAAGAGAGCGGCGAACAGAAAGACCUGAUGGAAGAGGAAAGUGAAGAAGAACUGAAUAAAAACUCUUCUAGAAAGAAAGUGUCACAGAAAAGAGAGUCGUGCAGCUGCGGUCAGUGUGGAAAGAGUUUCACGUGUAAGAGAAGCCUGAUGGAGCACAUGAGAAUCCACACCGGAGAGACGCCUUUCUCCUGCUCUCACUGCGGAAAACUGUUUAAAUACAAAGGAAGCCUCACGGAUCACGUCCGAAUCCACACCGGAGAGAAGCCGUACACGUGCCCUCACUGUGGAAGGAGAUUCACUCACAGAACAAGUCUGUCAGGACACAUUAAGCUCCACACCGGAGAGAAACCUUUCACGUGCCAGCAGUGUGGGAAGGGGUUUCUAAAAAAAACACUGUACAAUUAUCACCUCCAAACCCACUCUGAUGUGAAGCCCCACAUCUGUCCUAAGUGUGGGAAGGGUUUUAAUCUGGCAACACACCUGAAAUCACACGAGAUGGUUCACGUGGAAGUGAAGCCGUAUUACUGCCCUCCAUGCGGGAGGAGUUACAAUACAAUGACCGAACUUAGAAGACAUCAAAAGUCCUUCAUACAUAAUAGAUUCCUGCCCCUAGAGAGACUGAUGCGCCAGAGCGGCUCCUCAGAUCAUGGCUUGCCCUCAGGACUGAACAUGUCCUUCACUAAAACACCUGCAGUCAAGAUCUUACCCUUUCAGUUCUAGAUCGAUGUAUGACAGAAUUCAAACAUGUCUGUGACUGUAAAAGGAUGCUUGUCUUUAACAUUCAGGAGGAACUCGUUUAAUUGAAUAAAACUACUUGUGUAUGGUA